UGUGGUCAUCCAGAACGCUCUGUAUACAGGAGACCUGGAGGCUAUGCAGCACCUCUUUCCUAGAGGAUCUACAACAAACCUCAUCAUCGAGCCACAGGGAGGUGACAUGCGCUGGGUCGCCACAGGGGAAGGUAUGAAACAACAUCUGUCUUCAUUAGAAAUUAAUUUAGGAAUUCAUAUGAUUUGGCACGGCUAAGUAGGAUUAUUGUAUUUCCUGGAGAUUAGCAUGCACAAUUAAUUGAAGUGAGAAACAUCACCUGUGUUGUUGUGGAAAGGAGAGAAAGGAAAGAGCUGUGAUUGGUGCAUCUCAGCCUGACCCAGUAUUUAAAGACACAGUGAAGCAAUAUUUAUAGAAACAGAACACAAGACAAUAUUUAUAGAACCCAUCAUUUGUCCACCACGUAAGAAGAUUUAAGAGAUGGAUUUAUGGCCUAUCACUAAAGACAGGAGACACAAUAAGCAGUUUGCUUUUUCUUAUUUUGUGAAACAUUCAAAUGUAAUGUCAGUUUUGGCUUGUUGAAAUUAAUUUCAAGACUCCAAGUUUAAAUGUACUAAUAAUGGGCCUUUGCAAUACUUGAUGUUACUAAAAUUAUUUGUCAAAACAGUGUUUUUCUCCUUAACCUUUUGGGUGCAAGAGGUCAUUCUGUUGACUUCAGUGGACUAGCAGAAUCAGUGGACAGGUGACUGUAACACACCAGUCAUUGGCUCCCAUGCUUUACUGGGUCAAUCUAACUAUCAAAUAACACCACCCUGAAAUAGCCCUGUCUACAUAAAUAACCUGCAUACGCGUUUAUUUCCUUCGGGAGAAACCACCCUAUAAAAACAAUCUAGUUUACUCCAGUAUGGCUUAUGUAGCACCUAAAAUCAAGUGGCACAAACCAAAGAUGUACCGCAACGAUGUGAUCGCCACAGCCAAGGCAUCGGGUUGUGUCCUGCAGUUCUGGAACUCUCUGCUUGUUGGCGAUGAGCUGACAAUUCUCAGCAUUGUGGACGACGACGAGUAUGAGCACCUUAUUGAUGCCAUUUAUGACACCAGCAACAUAGAAGAAUGGAAGAACUUCAGACAUAACUACAGAGGCCUGAGACUGUGGUCACUGAGUUAUGAGCAGGAGCUGACCACACCACUUCACAUCACAGCUGGCAGAGGCUUUACGGAGUGCCUGAGACUCCUGCUGCAACGUGGGGCCAAUGUAGACCUGGCACCUGGAGACACCACUGCCCUGCAUGAGUCCUGUGAAAACUGCCAGCCAGAGUGUACCAAACUAUUGCUGAUCCACGGCGCCAACGCCAAUGCUGUCACCGAAGACGGCCUUAUGCCUUUGCACUUUUGUUCAAGCCCCAAAUCCCUUGAAUGUGCCAAGUAUCUCCUUCAGUACGGUGCAGCCAUCAGCGGCCGCACACUAGAUGAAGAUGACACUCCCUUACAUGUGGCAGCCUGUAACGGCCUCACAGACCACACUGAGCUCUACCUGCGCUAUGGAGCUGCUGUGGAUAAACAGAAUAAUGAGGGUCUCACUCCCCUGAACGCUGCUUGUUCACAACCCCAGGAGCUACAGGAGCUUGACAGUUACUACAAGGUGUGCCAGAUGCUGGUGGGGGCAGGGGCCAACAUCCACAUUACGGACCAGGACAGACACAGUCCUUUGCACAUGGCCUGUAAGAAUGUAAAUCCAGACAUAGUGGAUCUGCUGCUGGAUAACGACGCCAGCGUUAACGACAUGAACUACGGUGGUGAAACUCCUAUGCACAACAUCCUGAAGGUGGUCUGCUACAAGGUUUCCCAUCAGCCUGAGAGGAUCGUCCGAGCUCUGCUCAACCACGGUUCUAUCCGGGUGUGGCCUGGAGCUCUGCCUUUGGUUUUGAAGCACUGCUGUGGAUCUCCACGCACCAUCGAGGUUCUUCUGAACAACUACCGUAGCCUUAAAAUCACAGACACCUGGGUCGAGUCUGUGUCAUCAGAGGCGUUAAAGGAGCACAAAGGGUUUUAUGAGUCAGUCUUCUCUUUGGAGCGGACUCCUCGCUCCCUGCAGCACUUGGCACGCUUCAAACUCAGGAGCUUCCUGGAGUGCCGGGUGCACAAGGUGGUCCCUGAACUCGAGCUGCCCACCUUCAUCAAGAACUACCUGCUCCUGGAGUACAGAGACUAUGUCCACUGAAAAUACUUUGUAUGUAGCCUGUGUUAGUGUGAGUCCUGAUGAAGAUUGAGUGUUGCCACAUGUGAGGAAGCAGUAGCUGGUAAAAGGUUAAAAGUGGAGCACUAUACAGCAGUAUAAUUAAUAUUUUAAAUACAUUGUGUGCGACACAUUUCAGGAUAAAGAAGCAGCUGCUUUUUCCUGUCACUUUUAUUCCAGUUACACGUUUGAUUUUGCACCACAAGAGGGAGCUAUAGACUAGAGCUGAUAAAAUACAAAGCAGGUAUGCGAUUAUAUAUUUUAUAUUUUUAUUUUACUUUUUUUUACUUCUGCACAUAAUAUUUUAAAGACUCAGAUGCUUGUAUUUUUUAUACAUACUAAUUAUCAUGGUAAUGCGCAUAGUGUUGAUGUGUUGUAUUGAGGAUUGCCUUAAAAUAUUUGCAUACAUAAUUAUUCCCACCGGUGUUGAUGUCAUUAGGAAUAUUAUAUCAAAAAUAGACUUGAUGUAAAAUAAAAUAUUCCACCACGGAC
Messenger RNA from Cottoperca gobio, 2663 nucleotides. It is a transcript of the gene asb10, whose product is annotated as ankyrin repeat and SOCS box containing 10. The record is from RefSeq and is a predicted model, not a curated record. Gene Ontology annotation, cellular component: cytoplasm. The transcript has 5 exons. Lineage: Eukaryota; Metazoa; Chordata; Actinopteri; Perciformes; Bovichtidae. Gene Ontology annotation, molecular function: protein binding. Gene Ontology annotation, biological process: intracellular signal transduction. The coding region runs from base 843 to 2156 and encodes 437 amino acids.